AUGAUAAAUUCAAUGAUGGCUGUGAACCCUUUGUUGACAGCAUCAGGGCAGCAGAGGAUUCCACUGGUUCCCUCAACACUUGAACCUCCAAGUGUGGACAGAGAUUUAUUGCCUCCCACUGUGGCUCCAACUGACCCAAGACCAUUUUGUGUUCCUUCCCAAUUUGCAUCCUCUGCUCUACCACAUGCAAAUAUGCCGAAUGUGCUGUCUAACCGUGUCUACUCAGGUUGGGGCAUUUUGCCACCUGAAUCCCUAAAGGCAAUGGCUAGAAGGAAUGAAAUGCUUCGAAGGCAGCAUACUGCCAGGAUGGAAAUGGAAAUGCAUGCCAUUUACCAGCAAAGGAGAAUAGAAAAAGUUAAUUCCAAGGGACGAGCAGGCCUAGGGAUACCAUUCCUCUAUGGCUCCAGUGUCCCAGCUGGCCCAGCCACUUACCAUGGCAGGAACACACUCCCUGCCAGGGACCUGCAUGUUCACAGAAGUGCCCUGAGAAAUCUUCAGGGAAACCCCACGCUAGUGGCAACCAGUCCACGCUUUCCGGAGAGCUGGGGGCAGAAAUGUCAUCGCCUCAGGAGAGCUACAGGGAAUCAGAAAGUUCUAGAUAGUGACACUGAGAGUUCUAAAAGUCAAGUAGAAGAAAAACCCCUAGGCCAAACCCACGCAAUUCCCUAUGAAGAGAAUGAGUAUGCAAAAGACCCAGAAACGGAUGCUCUCAACAAUCACAAGUUGGGUGAAACCAAUGAAAAGCCAACUACAGCUCUUGCGGGAGAGCUGGAGCCCAACCAUAGAAAACCCUGGGAAGCUCAUGGCACUCCCCUGGAAGAAAAGGCCUGGGAGGAUGGGAAAGAGAAGCCUUCAGAGCAGGUUUUGGCAGCCUGUGGUGAAAAGAAUGGGGUUUACCCUCCAGUUCCUCGACCAUCUCUGCCAGGAACACAUGUGUUGCUUACAAUCCAGGAAAACCUAUCUUUGGAUGAAGAUAUUCAGAAAUGGACCGUGAAUGAUGUGUGCAACUUUAUUAGUGGCCUUCCGGGUUGUUCAGACUAUGCUCAGGUAUUUAAAGAUCACGCAAUUGAUGGAGAAACUUUGCCAUUACUCACAGAGGAGCAUCUUCGAAGUACUAUGGGAUUAAAGUUGGGGCCGGCGCUAAAAAUCCAAUCACAGGUAUCUCAGCAUAUGGAAAACAUGUUCUACAAGAAAAGUCUUUCACUUUCUACCCACACGAAACAAGCAUUCGAUCAACCAACAGACACAAACCCUCUUUUGGAUUUUAAUUCCUGGAGUGAUACAUUGGACACUCCUUGUUCCCAGGAUAUGAUUGUCCCUAAAGGAACUGAGCAAGAUAGGAUGAGAAAUUGA
Molecule: messenger RNA, 1353 nt
Organism: Hippopotamus amphibius kiboko
Lineage: Eukaryota; Metazoa; Chordata; Mammalia; Artiodactyla; Hippopotamidae
Gene: SAMD7
Product: sterile alpha motif domain containing 7
Exons: 7
Coding region: 1-1353 (450 amino acids)
Molecular function (GO): protein binding
Source: RefSeq, a predicted model, not a curated record